This is a messenger RNA of Kluyveromyces marxianus DMKU3-1042, 1353 nucleotides long. RefSeq names its product Anp1p (gene ANP1). The record is from RefSeq and is a predicted model, not a curated record. Gene Ontology annotation, biological process: cell wall mannoprotein biosynthetic process; protein N-linked glycosylation. The transcript has a single exon. Lineage: Eukaryota; Fungi; Ascomycota; Saccharomycetes; Saccharomycetales; Saccharomycetaceae. Gene Ontology annotation, molecular function: alpha-1,6-mannosyltransferase activity. The coding region runs from base 1 to 1353 and encodes 450 amino acids. Gene Ontology annotation, cellular component: mannan polymerase complex.
AUGUUGUCGAAGGGGAAGAAUAGAUUUACGAGUCUGACUGCUGUUUCUUUGAUCGGAUCGGUCGUUGCAGGGUUUCUUAUACUUCGCAUUCUUUUGCCCACUGUCUUACAAGUGGUGCCAGUAGUCUCCGGGACUUCAUACGCCAAUCGGUUCAGAAAUCUGCCGCAAGUCGAAUACUAUGACUUGAACAACUACCAGGGAAAACCUAAUGGGUGGCAGACGGGCGAUAGAGUGCUCUUCUGUGUUCCUUUGAGAGAUGCCGCAGCUCACUUGGACAUGUUCUUCGACACCAUGGACAAGUUGACAUACCCACAUAACCUUAUCGAUCUAUCAUUCCUAGUCAGUGACUCGAGUGAUGACACCAUGAGCGUGCUACUUUCUCACUUGAGAAAGGCACAGUCCAACCAGGACAAGACAAAACGUUUCGGAAACAUUGAGAUCUUCGAGAAAGAUUUCGGGCAGAGCGUGGGCCAAUCGUUCUCUGAUAGGCACGGGUUUGCCGCACAGGGACCCAGAAGAAAAUCUAUGGCCAAGGCAAGAAACUGGCUUGGAUCAGCAGCUUUGAAGCCCUACCACUCGUAUGUUUACUGGAGAGACGUCGACGUCCAAACGAUACCAAACACCAUCUUGGAGGACUUGAUGCAUCACGACAAAGAUGUUAUCGUGCCAAAUGUCUGGAGACCCUUACCAGACUGGCUAGGUAAUAUACAACCAUACGAUUUGAACUCUUGGGUGGAGUCAGAGGGUGGUUUGCAAUUGGCAGACUCAUUGGAUGAAGACGCGUGUAUCGUUGAGGGUUACCCAGAAUACGCUACAUGGAGAACUCACUUAGCGUACAUGAGAGAUCCAAGCGGUGACCCAGAAGUGGAAAUGGAACUUGAUGGUAUUGGUGGUGUCUCCAUUCUAUCGAAGGCCAAAGUGUUUAGAACAGGUUCCCACUUCCCCGCAUUCUCAUUCGAAAAACACGCAGAGACAGAGGCUUUCGGUAAACUAUCGCGUAGAAUGCAAUACAGCGUUGUUGGUCUACCACACUACGUGAUAUGGCAUAUUUACGAGCCUUCAAGCGAUGACUUGAAGCAUAUGGCAUGGAUGGCAGAAGAAGAAAAACGUCGUGUCGAAGAACAAAAGAUCCAAGAGUUCUACGCAAGAAUCUGGGAUAUCGGCUUCGACGACAUGAGAGAUGAGUGGGAACUCGAAAGACUUCAAAUCCUGAAGAACAUAGACCCUAACGUCCUAGAUAGAAAGAUUCAAGUGGACUGGUCCGAUGAUGAAGGAAAUGGAGCCGGUUCCAAUAACGACGGAAAUAACAAAGAUUCGCAUGAAGUUCCUUUAGAAUUCGACCCAUCCCAUUAA